Vombatus ursinus (common wombat) is the source of this 1312-nucleotide messenger RNA. Its product is annotated as T cell receptor gamma constant 1. Lineage: Eukaryota; Metazoa; Chordata; Mammalia; Diprotodontia; Vombatidae. The record is from RefSeq and is a predicted model, not a curated record. The transcript is spliced from 6 exons. The coding region runs from base 95 to 1018 and encodes 307 amino acids.
GAAAAAGUGAACUCCAGGCACAGAGCAGGAGGUCCACACUCAUCUCCUCCAGGAGCUUUCCUCUGGUUCCAGCCUCAGCCCAAAAAGCAGAGAGAUGUCUGGGUACCUUGCUCUCCUCUUAGCUGCUGCCCUGGUUCCUGCUGGCCAGACUGCCAUGGUCCUGAAGCAGGGGGUUAUCUCCAUGAUCCGAAACACAGGAGGGUCUGCCACCUUGACCUGCGAGAUUUUCAGCCCCACGUUCGACAAUAUCCACUGGUACCGUUACCAGGAGGGGAAGGCCCCGGAGCGUCUGGUGCGCUACUCCAUGAAGAAGUCUGAGUCCGUACUGGACACGGGAUUCAGCGCCAACAAAAUCAGGGCUUUUAAGGUGAAGGACACCAGCUGCAGACUAAUACUGAGUAAUCUACAGAUCAGUGACUCUGGAAUGUAUCACUGUGCCAGCUGGGACGGACGACCUGUUAAAGUCUUUGAUGAAGGGACAAAGCUCAUUGUGACAAAUUCUGUUAUCAAAAAGAAACCACCAAAGCCCAUAUUUUUUCUCCCUACUUUGGAGGAGGUGAAGCAGAAAAAAUCUGGGACCUACAUUUGCCUGCUGGAGGAUUUUUUCCCCAAUGUUGUUAAAACACAUUGGAAAGAAAAUGAGAACUCACAGCCUCUGGCUGCACAGCUUGGACCUAUCACUAUGACCAAUGGUUACUAUUCACAGGUCAGCUGGCUGACUGUGCAAGAAGAGAACUUGUCUAAAAACCUCACCUACUUCUACCAGCAUGAGGAUGUGGGCACAGAACCUGUGGCAGUUACUGUUCCUUCAGUUUUGGAACUUUUCAAAAAAAGUUCCCCUUCAGAAUCCUGUGAGAAAACUGAAGUCAAGGUUGAAGGGCUCCACGAGCAGCAUUUUGCCAACACAUCGGCUUUUUAUACCUACACCAUCCUACUUGCGAAGAGUGCCACCUACUUCAUCAUUAUCCUCUUCUUCCUGUACCAGAAGAGAGUGGCUGGGAGCCAAGGGACAAAGUAGGCGUGCGGAGACGCCCUUCAGCUCUCAGAGAGGGGAGGGUUUGUCUGCGUGUUCUAUUUUGUCUUCUGCAGGCGGUGGCCGGCGGCCAUAUUGUUGGUUCUUCUUAUUUCCCUUCUGCUUAGCAACGCAGCUUUGUUGUAACUUGGAAAACGCAAGUUGGUUUCUUUUAAUCUGUUGGACAAACAGGAAACUUUAGGUUGUAAGAAAUAUGUUACUUUGGGUGCUUCGCUCUAGAUAUCUAUGCAAUUCCUUAUUGAUAGACCUCUUCCCAAUAAAAACUACUAAAGCUCCCUC